Ctenopharyngodon idella (grass carp) is the source of this 2574-nucleotide messenger RNA. It is a transcript of the gene rybpb, whose product is annotated as RING1 and YY1 binding protein b. Bases 273 to 1037 code for a protein of 254 amino acids. Lineage: Eukaryota; Metazoa; Chordata; Actinopteri; Cypriniformes; Xenocyprididae. Gene Ontology annotation, molecular function: DNA binding; transcription coregulator activity. The transcript has 5 exons. The record is from RefSeq and is a predicted model, not a curated record. Gene Ontology annotation, biological process: positive regulation of DNA-templated transcription. Gene Ontology annotation, cellular component: nucleus.
AGUAGUAUUACUCUAUCCGUGCCGAUUAUUUCUGGCGAGACUUUUAAACCGACGACAGCGGUGAUUGGGCGGCGCAGUCACGGGGUCCGCAGUCUCUUCGCCCUGCCUAGAGUCAGUCAGUCAGUCAGUCGGGGGAAGGCGAGUCUGCCUGCAAGCGCUUCUCUCUGUGUGGAUCCACCAUACACACACAUACACGCUCACACGGACCUUCACACACAAUUAUUGUUAAUUACUGAACCCUUUUCGGUCUUUUGAGAGUCUGUUUUUCCACCAUGGGCGACAAAAAGAGCCCGACCAGGCCAAAAAGACAAGCCAAACCGACAGCGGACGACGGAUUUUGGGACUGUAGCGUGUGCACUUUCAGAAACAGUGCCGAAGCCUUCAAAUGCAGCAUCUGUGAUGUACGGAAGGGCACGUCUACCAGGAAACCCCGGAUAAACUCCCAGCUGGUGGCACAGCAGGUGGCCCAGCAGUACGCCACCCCUCCUCCCCCAAAGAAAGAGAAGAAGGAAAAGCCCGAGAGGCCUGAGAAAGAUCGGGCCGAGGGGGAGCGUCCAGACAGAAAUCCACCCGACAGUGAACUCACAGACAAGGACAAGAGCGAGAAGGAGCAGCCUGAGAAAGAGAAGAAGGACCGGGAGAAAGAAAUCACCCCAGCCAUCACCAAGAAACCCAACAGCAAAAAGAACAAACCCAAGUCAGACAGCCAUCAAAGCCCACCCAGUGAACGAAACAGCAUUCAGUCCGGCAAAUCCACAACCAAAACCAAGAACUCCCACAUCUCCAGGCCCAAGCUGAAGAACAUUGACAGGAGCACAGCCCAGCAGCUGGCCAUCACUGUGGGGAAUGUCACAGUGAUCAUAACAGACUUUAAGGAGAAGACCCGCACCUCCUCCACCUCGUCCUCCACAGUCACCUCCAGCGCCGGCUCUGAACAGCAGCACCAGAGCUCCGGCUCUGAGAGCAUGGACAAGGGCUCAUCCCGUGCUUCGACCCCAAAGGGAGACCUCUCAGUCGGGCACGAUGAGUCAUUCUGAGCACCACGGACGCUGUCGAGACAGCGGGGAUGUACUUCGCCUCCAUUUUCCCCUCACCUUGCCCUGAGCCAACUCAUGUUCAUUUCCAUCACUGAAAGGGGGAUGUAUAGUCCUCUUACCCACAAACACAUACAUACGUACACAUACAUUUGUGCGAAUGGUGCAAACUGAACGGUUGGGCAUACUGUACCUCCUUUCCCUUUCUGGAGACAUCCCACUCUUGUAUGUAUUGUUUUAUAUUUGUACGUGGAUGUGCAGCUGAAUCAACUUUUUUUGUUUUGGUAAAAAAAAAUUAUAUGUAAAUGUCCGCUGUGCACAAUAACCACCGACAUUUUAACUAUUCUGGACCAUUAUUGCUCUUAUUUAUUAUGUUGCAUCUUUCUACUUUUAGAGGUUUGGUUUUUUUCGUCAGUUUCACAAAGCUAAAGUAGCUCAAGCCGACGGCUCCCCUUUAGUGUUGGAACAAUCUUGCCGGAGAUUCCUGAGAAACUUCCCACAAUGGUGCUAGAUACACUGUGAAAUGGUUUCAGUCCUCAGACUGACGUUCACACCAUAGAAACAGAUCCCUCUACUCCUGAAAAACAAUGGAAAUACUUGUGUCCUGGUGUCAGGCUGCAUUCUUCUGUUGCUUUGUUUUGGGAUUUUUUUUUUUUCAUUUUGCGAGACUCAUCUGAAUAUUGGUGCACUGGGGGUCCCUAGAUCUGGUUUCGUCAAUGAACUAAACGGAUGGUGUUUUGCAUCCGCUUUGUUAUGGAGAAGACAGCUGGGAUUCAGAAACUACAAGGAGCAUGACGUGAGCUUUGGAUUUGAACAUUCGGAACGGAGCUUUCUUAAUGCUCACUUGGCUUAACGUCUGGUUUUGCAAAUGUAUUUGAAAUGUUUUAUUUGACAGCUUUUGAUGUCCUUCAUGGUCUACAUAUGAUGUAUUGUAAAAACACUAAAAGGGUUUGACAUCUCGAAGGUUUGUAGGCCUUUAAUGUUGAAGAACCUUUUUUUUUUUUUUGCGUUUGCUAGUUAUUUUUGAUCGAAAGAAACCGAUUUUAAUGUUAGGGCUUUACUCAGCCUUGUUUUAAGACAAACUUGUGACAUUUCCCCCCCCAUUAUUUUCAGAAACUUACUGAUUUACUAAAACAGUCCCACCGCUAGAAAUCAGAGACAUGCUGAACAUAAACUUCAAACUGUCAUUGAAUGCAUGGGAACUCUCACAAGCAUUCAGUACCAACAUUUUUCAAAAAUUUGUUUACUUCAGUGUCACAAAACAUUGACACAAGCAUGAUUUCACUCAAUAUUACUGCUCCCCAUUGACUCAAAAUACUCAAGAUGUCUAGCUGGCGUUUCCCACAAAUCCCAAGGUCAGCAAAUCGUCCCUUUGAACUGUAUUAAACUUGUACAAAGUAUGUGUAUAUGAUAUGAGUUUUAUUUAUUGAAGGACCAAAGGAAUUUGAUAUUGAUGACAUGCUAGGCAAAUGAAUAAUUCAAAAUGUAAUUACCAUAUGUGUGAUAUAUAACAUUUUAAUAAAGUCUCUAAUAUAAUCCA